AUCUUUCUAGACCGAAAUGACAGAACAGAAAUGUAGCUAUUUGCCCACUAAAAGUUGUUAGUAAUACCAAGGAACUCCAUUGUAGAUUUGUAAUAGGACAAGAUAUUGUUGGCUAUAUAUGAUCCUCUUUGCUUUAUCUGAAAUAUCAAUCCUUCUGUCUUCUGUAACCACAUGAAGUUAAGCCUACCAUAUGUAUUAUGUCAUGAAGCCUUUCCAAUCAAUUUAUUUCAGCUUUUUCAUGUUUCUGAUUCUUCUAAACAAUAUCACUUGUUCACUAAAACUUGAGAUAGAAGCUCUUUUGUCUUGGAAACACAGCCUUUCUUCAUCAUCACUUUCAUCAUGGAAUCUUUCCAACUCCCAUAACCUAUGCAAAUGGGAAGGAAUAAGUUGUGAUGAGAAAGAAAACAGUGUUUUAGAAAUAAACCUUGUUAACUUUAACAUUAGUGGAACACUAAACCAUUUCAAUUUCACUGCAUUUCCCACUCUUAGGAUCUUAAAUCUUAGCCAAAACAACUUAAGUGGAUCAAUACCAUCAACUAUUGGCAACCUCUCAAGUGUAGUUUCCCUAGACUUGAGUGACAACUACCUCUUGGGGAAAGUCCCAUACCAACUUAGCCAUCUUCAAGAGGUAAGAUACUUAGACCUUGGAUCGAAUUACUUAGAGUCAUCUGAUUGGUCAAGGUUUAAUGCCAUGCCAUUGCUUACCCAUCUUAGCCUUAAUCUUAAUAUGCUUGAGUUCGAGUUCCCAAGUUUCAUUAGCACUUGUGCUAAUCUCACAUACCUUGAUUUGACACAGAAUAUGUUUAGUGGUUUCUUACCUAGCUUAAUUUUUACUACUCUUUCAAAGCUUGAGUUCCUUAAUCUUACAACAAAUGAUUUUCAUGGUCAUUUACCAUCAAACAUUUUUAACCUUACCAUGCUUAAGGAUCUUCGUGUAGGAAAUAAUCUCUUUAGUGGGCAGAUCCCUGAAGAAAUUGGUAAUCUCUUAAACCUUGAGAUAUUAGAAUUGUAUAAUAAUUCAUUUAUAGGGAGUAUACCUUCUUCUUUGGGAAACCUGAAAAGGCUUCAAAGACUUGAUAUAAGUUUGAACAAACUGAACUCUACUGUUCCUCCUGAGUUAGGCCUAUGCAGUAACCUAUCAUACAUGGCCUUAGCUUCAAACUCACUCACAGGGGAAUUGCCUUUGUCGUUGACCAAUCUCAGGUCGUUAACUGAAUUAAAUGUCCUUGAAAAUUCAUUUUCAGGAACUCUUUCUUCUUACUUCUUUGGCAAUUGGACUGAGUUGAUCAUGUUGCAACUUGAGUACAAUCAGUUUAGUGGGAUCAUUCCUCCUGAGAUUGGUCUUUUAACAAAACUUGACACACUUUUCUUGUACAACAACAAAUUUUCUGGUUCAAUCCCUUUAGAAAUUGGAAAUUUGAAGGUUUUGAAUCAGUUAGACUUCUCUAGCAAUAAGCUCUCAGGUCCUAUUCCCUCAUCUAUUGGUAAUCUUACACAUCUUACCAUCCUACAACUUUUCAAUAACAAUCUUGCAGGAACUUUGCCUCCUGAGCUCGGCAACAUGGUAUCAUUGCAAAUUCUUGAUCUUAACAUGAACCAGUUGCAAGGUAAGUUGCCUGAUAGCUUAGUUGAUCUAGUGAACCUACAAACUCUUUCUUUGUUCAGCAACAACUUCUUUGGGGAGUUCCCAAAGCUUUUUGGUAAGUAUAGCCUUUCCAUGACCAACUUCCGAAUUGCAUAUAAUAACUUUUCGGGAUUGUUGCCACAAAAAUUAUGUAACGGUUUUGCUUUACAAGAGCUUACAGUUCAUUUCAACAAGUUAACAGGAUCACUUCCGGAUUGCAUCAGGGAAUGCAAGGGGCUAAAUAGAGUAUGGCUUGAGGGGAAUCAGUUCAAUGGAGAUAUAUCUAGAACAUUUGGGGUUCACCCGAAUCUUGAUUUUCUUAACCUUGCUCAUAAUCAGUUUCUUGGUUCACUCUCUCCUCAAUGGGGAGACUGUACCAAUCUUACUCGAUUAGAGCUAGAAGAAAAUAGGAUUUCAGGGAAUAUUCCAGCUUCACUGGGAAACUUGUCAAAAUUGGUUGUUCUGAAGCUGCAGUCAAAUGAGCUAAGUGGUAAAAUUCCUGCAGAAAUAGGAAACUUGCAACAGUUAGAACAACUGAACAUGAGUAAAAACAAUUUGACAGGAAACGUGCCAAGAAGUAUGGGUAAAUUGAGUAAUCUCAAAGAUCUUGAUUUGUCAGAAAACAGUUUAACAGGAAAACUUCCUGUUGAGCUUGCAAAUUGCAAGGCCUUGUCAAGCUUGAAUCUGAGCCACAAUGAUUUAUCAUCAAACAUUCCAGUUGAGCUUGGUGAAUUAGCUCAGUUACGCUACUUUUUAGAUAUUAGUGGCAAUGAUUUUUCAGGAACCAUACCUGAAAGUCUUAGCUCCCUUACUUCUCUGCAAUCUCUGAAUCUCUCUCACAAUAAGCUCUCAGGAAGUAUUCCUGUGAGCUUUUCUAGCAUGAUCAGCUUAGAGUUGGCUGAUUUCUCAUACAACAAACUGAACGGCCCUAUUCCCUCUAUUGAUGUUUUCCGAAAAGCACCUUUAACAACCUUUAUUGGGAACCCGGGUUUGUGUGGAGAUAAACAAGGACUACCUCGAUGUAUAAACAAACAUUCAUAUAAGAUUAACCCGAAGAUACUGAUUGAAGCCAUUAUUCUUGGUUGCCUUUUGUUUCUUGCAAGUGUUCUUGGAGGACUCUUUCUCCUCAUUUGGUACAAUAAGAGAAAAAGGAUAAAAGAACAGGAAACAGAACACCAAAAAAACAGGAAAAAUCCUUCCUAUUAUGAAAACUUUGAGAUGCUCAUGUGGGGAUCAGGAAAAGGGAGAUUUAAAUUCGAAGAUAUCAUCAGAGCAACUGAGAAUUUCAAUGACAAAUUUUGUAUUGGAAAAGGUGGUUUCGGGAGUGUUUACAAGGCUAUGCUGCCAAAUGGUCAGAUUCUUGCAGUCAAAAAGCUCAAUAAAUCUGAUUCCACUAGUACGCAAUUAACUGAUCACAAGAGCUUCGAGAAUGAGAUCACAGCACUAACUCAGAUUAGGCACCGAAAUAUCAUUAAGUUACAUGGUUGUUGCUCAAAGAGUGGAGAGUUGUAUCUGAUUUAUGAUUAUGCAGAAAAUGGUAGCUUAGGGGAAGUGCUAUAUGAUGAAGAAGGAUCCCUUUUUGACUGGGGUUUAAGGCUCAAAAUCGUCCAAGGAUUAGCAUAUGCACUUUCUUACUUGCAUCAUGACUGCUCUCCACCAAUUGUGCAUCGUGACAUAUCAAUCAACAAUGUUGUACUUGAUGCAGAUUUUGAGCCAAGGCUUUCAGAUUUUGGCACUGCUAAGCUGUUGGUCUCUGGUUCAUCCAACUGGACUGCCAUUGCGGGAUCUUAUGGCUACAUGGCUCCAGAGCUAGCAUUCAGUAUGAAGGUGACUGAGAAAUCUGAUGUAUAUAGCUUUGGUGUUGUGGCAUUAGAAGUUAUGAUGGGGAAACGCCCAAGUGAGGUAUUAUCCUCACACUUUUCAGGAGCUUUAUCAUCUAGCAUUCAAGAUUUGUGCUUGAUAGAUAUACUAGAUCAAAGACUUCAAAUGCCACCUCCCAAAUUGGAAGCUAAAGUUGUUGUAGUAGUUGCUGCAGCAUUGGAGUGCACCCGCCACUUGCCAGAGUCAAGACCAACCAUGCUCAGUGUUGCCAAAAAACUGUCGUUUCAAACAGAAGAAUCUCUUUUAUCUGACCCUUUUGGGUUCAUAACUGUUGGUAUGCUCUUAGAUCUAGGACAACAUAGAAUCUAUGAUAUUUCGCAUGACCAAGAUUCUUGUAACUUUGUAAACUAAAUGUAUGUACUGUGUAAAUAGAUACUGUAAGCUGUAAUCAUACUACUAGAGCUUGAAUAAUCUGUUCAUCAA
Molecule: messenger RNA, 3928 nt
Organism: Beta vulgaris subsp. vulgaris (sugar beet)
Lineage: Eukaryota; Viridiplantae; Streptophyta; Magnoliopsida; Caryophyllales; Amaranthaceae
Product: probable leucine-rich repeat receptor-like protein kinase At1g35710
Exons: 2
Coding region: 191-3856 (1221 amino acids)
Biological process (GO): protein phosphorylation
Molecular function (GO): ATP binding; protein kinase activity; protein binding
Source: RefSeq, a predicted model, not a curated record